AUGAUGGAGCACGAUCCCAAGACCCCUGGGUACUCGACCGGCGACAGAACCUCCUUCGCCUACACAUCAGCUCGGGAACGGUGGCCUGUCAUCAUAACACAGGCCAUUGAUGAUGUCUACCGAUCCGUAGCCCAGUGCGACGACCCGGACAAGUCGGGCGAGGGCAAGACUAUCGUCAACGAUCUCGCCCAGCUAAAGUACCAGGUCCAGCACGACCGCCAACUGACACCUAUCCCGGACGAUGGCCGCCCUGAUGUCGCCCUCUACAACAAGGAGCUGGAGCAGCUCGGCAACCCGACAUGGCUCAACAUGAACUGGCUCUACUGCGAAUGCUACCUAUAUCGCCGCAUCCACACGAGCUUCUCCCUCUCACAGCAUUGGAAGGGCUAUGAUGUUUUUGCCCGCCAAAAGAUCAAGACUUUCCGCUCCUCCCGCCCGGCAGUCCUUGAGCUCGCUGCUCGGUAUCAAGACCUGGUUAAACAGCUGGACGAGCAAAAGGCCAAGGGCACGGUCGAACCUGCGGCCGAGGAGCUGCUGUUCCGUGAGAUGUGCGAGAUCUGCCUGUGGGGCAAUGCAACGGACCUGUCCCUCCUUACGACCCUCUCGUACGACGACAUUCAGAAACUGCAGGGUUCAGAGGCCCGUCGUGCCGCCGAGGCCAACAUUCUCGUAAACGAUCUCGGACAGGCUCUGGAGGCUCUGCGCAAGGCCAAGGCCAGCAAGCCCGACCAGGAACGCCGUGUCGACAUCGUGCUGGACAAUGCCGGGUUCGAGCUGUAUGUCGACCUCGUCCUGGCCGGGUACAUGUUGUCGUCAAACCUAGCCACCUGUGUCGUUCUCCACCCCAAGGAACUGCCCUGGUUCGUGUCCGAUGUGGUGCCUGCCGACUUUGGCGCCCUUCUGAAUGCACUCGCUGACCCGCGCGGCUUCUAUGAGACGCAGUCGGAGGAGGAAUCGUUGCAGGGCAAGGUUCCCGCGGCGCUUUCAGAGACGGAGAUUGAGCAUCUAAAGUUCUUGUUCCAGAACUGGACAGACCUCUAUGCCGAGGGCAAGAUCAUCCUCCGCCCCAACGCCUUUUGGACACACCCCGGCAGCUACUGGAGGCUUCGUGCAGUUGCGCCAGAGCUGUACCAGGAGCUCAAGACCAGCGAGCUGGUUAUCUUCAAGGGUGAUCUCAACUACAGGAAGCUCACCGGUGAUGCCGCAUGGGACCCCACGACCUCAUUCACCGAAGCCAUUGGGCCUCUCGGACCUGGCUCUGGCGUCAACGUCCUUGCCCUGCGCACUUGCAAGGCUGACGUCGUGGUUGGACUAAAGCCGGGUGAGGAUGAGAAGCUCCGCGAGCAGGAUGGCUCAAACGACACUGCUGCCAGGAAAUGGGCCUGGAGUGGCAAGUACGCCGUCGUUUCCUUCUCACAUGGAGGUUGA
Pyricularia pennisetigena is the source of this 1428-nucleotide messenger RNA. RefSeq lists its product as uncharacterized. The coding region runs from base 1 to 1428 and encodes 475 amino acids. Gene Ontology annotation, molecular function: phosphatase activity. Lineage: Eukaryota; Fungi; Ascomycota; Sordariomycetes; Magnaporthales; Pyriculariaceae. Gene Ontology annotation, cellular component: nucleus; cytoplasm. Gene Ontology annotation, biological process: DNA damage response. The transcript is spliced from 4 exons. The record is from RefSeq and is a predicted model, not a curated record.